Molecule: messenger RNA, 1632 nt
Organism: Tauraco erythrolophus (red-crested turaco)
Lineage: Eukaryota; Metazoa; Chordata; Aves; Musophagiformes; Musophagidae
Source: RefSeq, a predicted model, not a curated record
CUCUCUUCCUUGUUUCCUCCCUUCAGACAGGCAGAAUUGACAAGUCCUACCCGACAGUGUGUGGCCACACAGGACCGGUGCUGGACAUAGACUGGUGUCCUCAUAAUGACCAGGUCAUCGCCAGUGGCUCCGAGGACUGCACCGUCAUGGUGUGGCAGAUUCCCGAGAACGGACUCACCCUGUCCCUGACGGAGCCGGUGGUAGUGUUAGAAGGCCAUUCCAAGAGAGUCGGCAUUGUGGCUUGGCAUCCGACGGCACGCAACGUGCUGCUCAGCGCAGGUUGUGAUAAUGCAAUCAUCAUCUGGAAUGUGGGAACAGGUGAAGCCCUCAUAAACUUGGAUGACAUGCACGUGGAUAUGAUUUACAACGUGAGCUGGAAUCGCAAUGGCAGCCUAAUCUGUACAGCUUCCAAAGACAAAAAAGUUCGAGUUAUUGACCCCAGGAAACAAGAAAUUGUUGCUGAGAAAGAGAAAACCCACGAGGGAGCCCGGCCCAUGCGCGCCAUUUUCCUUGCUGAUGGAAACAUCUUCACAACUGGCUUCAGCCGCAUGAGUGAACGGCAGCUUGCCCUUUGGAAUCCAAAAAACAUGGAGGAGCCAAUAGCCCUUCAUGAGAUGGACACCAGCAACGGGGUCCUGCUGCCAUUCUACGACCCAGAUACCAACAUUAUUUACUUGUGUGGCAAGGGUGACAGCAGCAUUCGCUACUUCGAGAUCACGGACGAGUCCCCCUACGUUCACUACCUCAACACCUUCAGCAGCAAGGAGCCGCAGAGGGGCAUGGGGUUCAUGCCAAAGAGGGGCCUUGACGUGAACAAGUGUGAGAUUGCCAGGUUCUUCAAGCUUCACGAGAGGAAGUGUGAGCCCAUCAUCAUGACAGUUCCUCGAAAGUCGGACCUCUUCCAGGAUGACCUGUACCCUGAUACUGCUGGCCCAGAAGCAGCUCUGGAAGCAGAGGAGUGGUUUGAGGGGAAGAAUGCCGAUCCCCUUCUCAUCUCCUUGAAGCACGGGUACAUUCCAGGCAAGAACAGGGAUCUCAAGGUGGUCAAGAAGAACAUACUGGACAACAAGCCUGCCGGAAACAAGAAAAGUGAUCUCAUAAAUGCUCCAAAGAAAGCAGCUGAUGCCCUAAACACUCAAAACGACGCCAAAUUGGACGAGAUUUUGAAAGAGCUGAAAUCCAUAAAAGACACGAUCACCAACCAAGACGAGCGCAUUUCCAAGCUGGAGCAGCAGAUGGCAAAGAUCGCGGACUGAGCGGGGCGAGGGCGCCGGCCCACCAGCCCCAGCACAUUCCAGUUCCCCAGUUCAGCGAGCAGCAGCGUGCAGCAUUCCAGUACGAGCUUUCCUGUUCUCCUAAAUUCACGUCAACGAGAGCCGAUGAUUUAAAGCCAAGCUUUUUAGUGAAAGAUUUUUUUUUUCCUGAUGUUUUAAUGAAUUUAUGUGACUGUGUCAAACGAGUCAAAAAGGAUAAGUGCUACUUUUUCCUUUUUUUUUUUUUUUUCCAGAUGUUAUGAAUUCUUGAAAACAAAUCCAUUCUGACUUUCAAUGUUGUGCCCAAAUAUCUUUUUCUAGAUUUAGGGACCAAUGCCACAUUGUUCUUAACCAUUUUUUUUAAAGUUGCCAAAAAAAA